Messenger RNA from Cololabis saira (Pacific saury), 1345 nucleotides. RefSeq names its product RING-HC_RNF170 domain-containing protein. Gene Ontology annotation, molecular function: ubiquitin protein ligase activity. The transcript has 6 exons. The record is from RefSeq and is a predicted model, not a curated record. Bases 254 to 883 code for a protein of 209 amino acids. Lineage: Eukaryota; Metazoa; Chordata; Actinopteri; Beloniformes; Belonidae.
GGAGGGUUUAGUUGAUCAUUAACAAGCAACUUAAGUUUAUUUAGUAAUGUGAUGCUGUCGGGCAGCACUUCACUUCCUUGCAGGAAACAGUGACAACGUUCCUCCGCUGGGCACAUCUGAAUACAGAACGGCUGUAAACACCGAGCACAGAUCUCAGUCCAGACUGGACCAUCUGACCUCUGAAGGCCCACUGGGUGACAAUCACCUGGGCUCAUCUAAAUCUUUACCGUUCACACCCAACCUGGCAACGUCGAUGUGUACGAGCUGUCAGAAGGAAUCUCCACAGCCAUGUCUGUCCACAAGCAGACGAGACUGGCAUUGCCCAGUGUGCCUGCACACAGCCAGUUUCCCAGUCCAGACCAACUGUGGUCAUUUAUUCUGUGCUCCCUGUCUGCUCACCUACUGGAGACACGGCUCGUGGUUGGACGCAAUCAGCUGUCCUCUCUGCAGGCAAAAGGUCAGCGUGCUGCUGAACCUCUUCAACGAGAGCCAAUCAGACCAGCAGUCAAAGGACGUACUGGGGGAAAUCACAGACUACAACAAACGCUAUUCUGGGGCCCCACGAAGGGUGUCGGACUACCUUUGUGACGCCCCCCUGGUUCUGCAGUUACUGCUCCGUGGCCUGGGCACCAUGGGGGGACUUGUGUGGCUCUUCCUCUUCAGGGUGGCCCUGUGCUGCGUGGGGACUGUGGUGUCCAUCUCCUUCCCUCUCGUGGAGCCUGUAUCCUCAUCAUCAAGCCCCCUGGAAACAGACCCCUCCCUGUGUGGACUGCUGGGGUUCCUGGAUGACCUGGUAGUGGUCAUUCUGCUCCUCACCUGCGUUAUCAAUAUCAACCAGCAAAUGGCGCCAGAUAGAGGACACUCUUCCAACGUGAUAACCUGACAAAGUCAGGAAGAGCUUGCAGGAUGCAGCUGGUGUCACCGAUAGGCUGUUUGACAUGGACUUAUAUUGGAUUUCUGUCUCCUGACUCUUAAGUAGUCGGAUGAGUGAACUAUUGACUAUUGACAACAACAAAGAUAGUCUGGAAGUCAGGCGGAGUCCAAGCUUCUCUGACUGUGGACUUCAGGUCUGCUUGUCGAUUGUUUACAAAGCUUUUGCAAGUGUGAAAUCUAAAAAUCUAAGGGAUAAAAUGCGCUGCUUUAGCUGUGGUUACAAAUCCUCAACUCCCUGAGCUGUGAAGUGUUUUUAAUCCACACUGAAGAGAGAAAAAAAUUGAAAUUUGAUCAAUACUGUAUUUAAACUUGUCCCACACUGAAAAAAUUUAAAAUGUUUUUGUUAUGUGUGACAUACUGUCAUGCUGGUAUUAUGGUCUGGAUAUCCCUGUAAAUAUAUAAUAAUGUAAAA